UUCAGUCACGCAGCUUUGCUCAGAUUUGAGAUGAAGCGAGGGGCAUGUUUUUUUCCCGGUCGCAGCUCGCAUCAGUAAUUUAAAGAAUUUAAAAAAAGAGCGUGCUUGGCAUCGAUGCCAUUUCGUUGUCUGCGUAAACAUUUCGGGAUGUAUCCUGGACAAACAGCCAUUUGAGCGCGUUAUUUUUGGAUGAUCUGGAUUGCUUUCUGCCGCACCUCGUCGAGACGAGUAGCGCACGAUAUCCGAUAAAAUUAAGAGUUUCCCUCGGGACAUUUCAUGUUUUUCCACACGUCCGUUUACAAAAAUAUUUAGCAUAUAUAGGAUUAAUUGUGGCAGAAUUGGAUAAAGGGCUAUUCAUGGUUUGUACUAAUUGAGAUCACAGCUGGCGAUACAUUGCGAUGCUUAUCAUCCAAUAGCAAUGAUGCGAUGGCGUGAGAGCAGUGAAAUAGCUCAGUGAGGUGAUGGACAAUGUCCAGUCCAGCGGGCACAAGACAGCUGCGCUCCUGGUCCUGAAUGCAGCGGAGAGAGACACCUAACCUGGUGUCACCGUCUGCGCCGGAUGCUGCGCCGAAGAAUGGGAUACUCCGACCCAUCGUCGGGUAAAGAUAUACUCGGCAAUCGAUCUCUUUGUUUCAUAUUUAUUUGCGCAUUUGGACUUGUCACACUAUUGCAACAGAUUCUAUAUGGGAAGAACUACAUUAAGAGUGCGCAACAGUUUAGCCGACUCAAAGGGGACGAGACAGGAAAUUGGACCGGUCCCGUUAAUUUCUCGGAUGACGGAUCUCUGAAGCCUGCCAGAAAUGGAAGGAAAAGGUAUCUGGACAAUUAUGAUGGCUCCUUUGACUACAACUCCACUGCAUGCAGGGAGCUCAGACAGGAGAUUAUGGACAUCAAAGUCCUGACAAUAAACAUGGUUAAUCGGAAAAAACAUGGACAUGGGUAUCCUUCCUCAUUCCACAAGUCUCUCUGCCUGUCUGCCAGGGUGAAAACCUCAGACCUGUUUGAGAGAUGGCGAAACCUGCAGGUGUGUAGGUGGGAGCAGAACAAGGAGGAGGCCAGCAACUUUAAGAUGUCUCUAUCUCGCUGCUGUAAUGCUCCUUCCUUUUUGUUCACCACCAAGAGGAACACUCCUGCAGGGACCAAGCUGAGGUAUGAGGUGGACACUAGUGGUAUUCUUCCAAUCACCACCGAGGUCUUCAAGAUGUUCCCUGAUGAUAUGCCGUAUUCCAAAUCACAGUACAAGAAAUGUGCUGUUAUUGGAAAUGGCGGCAUCAUCAAGAACAGCAAAUGUGGAAAGGAAAUUGACUCAGCAGAUUUUGUGUUUAGGUGCAACAUACCACCUAUUAAUGAGAAGUACUCAGCUGAUGUUGGCACUAAAACAGAUCUGGUGACAAUAAAUCCAAGUAUUAUUACUGAGAGAUUUCAGAAGCUGGAGAAAUGGCGGCGGCCGUUUUAUGAAGUCCUCCAGAAUUACGAGAACUCCUCAGUGGUGCUUCCAGCUUUCUACAACACCCGCAACACCGAUGUAUCCUUCAGAGUCAAGUACAUGCUGGAUGACUUUGACUCCCAGAGAGGCGUGUUCUUCUUCCACCCACAGUAUCUGCUCAACGUGCAGCGUUUCUGGGCUGUUCAGGGCGUCCGGGCCAAACGUCUCAGCAGCGGCCUGAUGCUCGUGACCGCUGCCUUAGAGAUGUGCGAGGAGGUCCACCUCUACGGUUUCUGGGCAUUUCCCAUGAACCCCUCUGGCAUCUUCAUCACUCACCAUUACUACGACAACGUCAAGCCACGGCCGGGCUUCCACGCAAUGCCCCAUGAAAUUUUCAACUUCAUUCACAUGCAUACUCGCGGGAUCAUCAACGUACACACGGGGCAAUGCACAUGAUCCCUCACUCCUCUGCUUUAAUGUGGAAGCUCAACAUUUUACUUUUACUGUUUAUUUUAAAGCAGGUUUACCUGUCGUCUUUCAUUUCAGUGAAUGACACAGUUCACUAUUUCCUCCGUUUAAAAAGAGAGUUGGCCUUCGGAGUGUACACUUCUUCAACUACUUGUUGAAGGUUGCUUGCUUUAAUUGCCAACACACUUUUUGAUGCGUACUUUAAGUUGUUUAUUUAGCCAAUCAAAUCACUAUGGUUAUCUUUGACUCUGACCAUAGGAUGCUUGUUUUUAAUGUGAAAAGUGGUCUUCAUAGUGAUGUUGUUUCUGUGAAGUUUUCUAGUGGCUCUGCAGUACAGAGGUGUUGUUUUCUACUCAACGUUGCACAGGUAUUUAUGCUGAAACGAGGCCGCAGUGGGUGUCUUGGUGCCCCCUCAUUCCCCCCUCUCUUCUUCUCUCUUUCUCUUGGACACUCUGUGGGUGUGGCAGCUUUUAAUGUUUGUGUAAAACAAAGUCUGAACCUUGAUAUUAAGCUAAUAUUAAAAAAAAAAAAUGAAAAAAGGAUAAAAUUGUAACAUCCAGUUGUCUACUUUUGUAAACUAUUUCCUAUUCACCAGAUUCGCUGGGUGAAUAUUUUAAAACACUAUUAAAAUGGCCUGUUUUCGGUGGCCUACUUUCUCCCAUUUAAAAUUUCCUGGUAAAAAAAAAAAAAGGUGUAUGAGAAGAAGUGAGGAUGUUUUUUUUCCCUUUUCUUUUUUGGCUCGUCACGGAUAAAUAUUUUGCAAUGACACCACCUCAGCACACCUUUCAAGGCCAUCCAAUUUGUAAAGCAACAGAGCACUGUUGAGCAACCCAGCCUCUCGCCAUCAUUCAUGUCUUAAGCCAUGCUGCCUUACGAGAUAUCAAACCCUUCUAUAUGAUAUGCAGUGCACCCAUGUGUUUUGUGUAUCUUCAAACACAUUAACAUCAAACUAAAUCUUAGAUUGAUCACUCGAAUCAAAGACGUUUAAGACUCUAUAAGGUACAGACGUUCAUGUGCAGUUCUCAGCUUCUAUUCUACUGGAAUUAGUGAAGUCUUAUUCUUGUAAACGCCAUUCAUAAUCAUGUAAUGCUCUGCAUGACUUUACUCUGUACUUGGCUUUAUGUGUGCCUGCUUCAAUGAUCACUAAAAUAUGUUUACACUUAAGCCUCUACUGAAACUCAGUGCUUUUGGAGAUAUAUACACGAACCUUAUCACAGAAUGAUGAAUGGAUUCGUAGAAGUGAACUGUAUAAUAGUGAAUGCAGUGCUCAUUGAUUAAAGAUGCAAGAAUGAAGAUGGUUGCUGCCCUUUUGUAAAGCGCUACAAUACUUUUAUGAACAAUGUAUUAUUUUCCCUUCCCUUUUGAUCUGUGAAUAUUUAGUUUGCACUCAAGAAAGCAUCGUGAAUUAAAGCACUGGAAAGCUGUGUGCGUUCUCACUGUUUAUUUGUAGUUGUACAUCGCAAAAGGUUGUAAAAGACUGUAAAUUAAUUUUUCGUCACUCAUCUGUCCAUGCUUGGCUGUGCAUUCGUCAUUUGUUUUUCCUUUGUAUUUCAAGAACAACAUUGCUAAUAAGAUUCAAACAUGCCGUUUCUUUCACUGUUUAUAUAGACUCUUUGUGUGUUUGUGCACAAAAGAUAUGAGUUCACCAAAUAUAAACACCAAAAAUAUUUGGCUUGACCACUAAAUUGUUGUACAGACACAACUUUAUCAGGAAUGGAAAAGGAAGGAACUGGUCUGUGUUCUGAAUGGAGGUAUUAUAUAAAACACAGUGCUUCUUUACUGACUCUGGAUCAUUCUUUAUACUGGUAUUGUGUUUGUAAAUAAACUUGUUUGGAUUUUCUCA
This is a messenger RNA of Seriola dumerili (greater amberjack), 3737 nucleotides long. It is a transcript of the gene st8sia5, whose product is annotated as ST8 alpha-N-acetyl-neuraminide alpha-2,8-sialyltransferase 5. The record is from RefSeq and is a predicted model, not a curated record. NCBI's taxonomy places the organism in Eukaryota, Metazoa, Chordata, Actinopteri, Carangiformes, Carangidae. Bases 560 to 1882 code for a protein of 440 amino acids. Gene Ontology annotation, molecular function: alpha-N-acetylneuraminate alpha-2,8-sialyltransferase activity. Gene Ontology annotation, biological process: N-glycan processing; oligosaccharide metabolic process. The transcript is spliced from 8 exons.